GGUAACUCUUUUGCAUUGAAAAGCACAAAAUUUUCCAAUAUGGCGUCAAGAACUGAAUUAAAUUUUAAGAAAUUGUUAAUUAGGUGCGAAACGAUGGCAAAAGACAGAAGUUCUGGGGAUUGGAGGUUUGAGAAGUAUGUGGAAACUCUGCAAGAUUUAUUAGGUGAAAUGAAAAGGUCUCGUGUCAGUCGUCCUCCUCAGGAAAGUUUAGAUGAGUACAGCGAGAAAGUGAAAAAUCUGAGGGAGAUGAUGGAGUCUGACAAAGGGAAGACUUUAGCCAUGGAUAAAAAGUUGCCAGAGGAACGACAAAGUAACUCCCGACUGUCGCUUGUCCAAGACCAGGCACGGUACCACCGCGACGAAAGGGAAGAACUCUUGGGAGGAAAACAAAUGGAUUCUGAAUUACGACACCGCAACGUAACAAACAGCAGCGAUACAGAAACAAUGAUCCGGCACCAGCGAGGAAUGCACGAGAAAUUGACAGAACAGAUGUUGAAUUUGACACGGAGUCUCAAAGAGAGCGUGAGGGAUUCUGGUAAAAUUGUCCAGGAAGACAACAAGACUUUAGAAACAAGUAUGAAGUUAGCAGACUCGAACACAAAAAGACUCAAAGUAGAGAGCGACCGUCUUGAGCAGCAUACCAAGACCUGCUCGUGGUGGAUCUGGGUCAUGCUUGUGUUUGUCACUCUUACAUUCCUAUCUAUGAUCGUCUUCAUGCGCAUGUUUGGCAAGAAAGCGUCUUGAUAUCCUGUUGAAGGUAGCUUGCGUAAUUGUGAUCGAAUGUUUAUGCUUACUAAGAGUCCAUGAUGGUGCUUGUUCAUUUCUCUAGUGUGGGAUAAUGGAUGGACUCUGUGUUUAUGGCAUGUGGGUAACUGUGAUAGGAACUUGACGUGAAGGUGUUUCAUAUAAUGAAAAAAAAAUGUAAUUUAUUAUGUGUGAUUUAGUUUUAAAAUGAAUGGUUAUGGUACAGUUUGACUGACGCUGAUGUAGAUUGUUAUUUUAUGUAUGCAAAUUGAAUUUACAUUUCAUUUGAAAGGGACUGAUUCACAAUUUUCCCCCAAAAUUUUGUUUUUCACUUUUAAUGAUCAAAAUUUAUUGUCUAAUGUGUUUAAAAGAUUUCACAUACAAAUUAAGGCCAUACAUCAUCACAGAAGCACCGCCGCGGUGGCCAAGAGGUUAGAGCAUUCGCCCCGCAUGCGGUAGGCUUGGAGUUUGAAUUCCAGCCGCAACAGACCUAAGUCGUUAAAACAGGUAGUGACAGUUCCAUAUUACAAAAUUAACAUUUCAUUGGUUUGUUUGUAUACAUGAAAAGACUCAAGUCUUUGUUUACAUAACACAGAUUUAAGGCUACAAUAUUGCUUUUAUUCUUGCGUUCAGAAAUUCAAAAUUUUGGCUGUCAACAUUAAAUCAGUUAUAUUUUUAAUGUUUAACAUCAAAAAUGAAAAAAAAAAAAUUCAAAAAUCAUGAACCAGUCCCUUUAAGUUGUAUUUAUGAUUGUGUGUAAGCACCCGAUAAUCUGAUCUAUGUUAACUUUAAUUUCACAAUGAAACUUGUCUAAUCUGACAUGCACUGGGAGAUAUUUUAUGUUAAAGAUUGAAAAUUAGAUUUGGGGUCAGAAUAUGUAGUGCAAUGGAUAAUUCAGGUAUCUGAUAAGACAGGUUUAACUGUACAUGAAGAUACUGAGCGUCUUCCAGUAUAAGCAGUAUUUACAAAUGCAUAUUCAGGUAUGCAGUAGUUAGUACACAAUUUCAGAUCUACUUCAAAGUUAAUUCAGCACAACAAUGAGAGCACUAAUUGAUAUCAGGGUGGCGUAAUCUAUGGAGUACACUAAACAUACCCCUACAAGUUAACUUAUUUAAAAGUCUUUGUGUUUCUUGUUUUUUUUAUACUGGCUAUUGAUGUUGUAGUGUAUUUUCUGAAAAUGUACACCCCUUUUAAUUCUCUGCAUUCAAGUAAAAUGUAAUUCACAUUCGAUUAUUACCAUACAGUUUUUCAAAGAAAAUCUCUAUCAAAGAAUUUUUUUUUAUCGUCAUAUUUAUUUAACUUAGAUUUGCCAUGAAAUGGUAGUGCAUGAAAAAUGCCACUCUGUGUUCUAAUCUGUCAAAGGAAAUUGUAUAAAUAAUGUCUAGCGUUUGCUGAACAUGGACUUUAUUAAGAGAGAAGGUGUCUAUAUUUUUAUGUUAACGAAUAGCCUAUGUGAUGUUAGUUUUUAUAUCUGAAAUGUGAUAGAAUGUUCCAAAUUAUUUGAUUUCAAACUAGUUGUGUCUAUCUUAUUAGCUCUCAGUUUGAGCUCCAGUUUGCAAAAUGAUACCAAAUAAAAAUGUUUAUGUUUUCAAUGAAAUCGCCAGUGGCAGUAUUGGAGGUAUAGAUUAUUGGAGGUGUCCCCCUGCUGCAAUGUUAGUAUGAAUAAAUGAUGUAACACUGUG
Messenger RNA from Ostrea edulis (European flat oyster), 2426 nucleotides. Its product is annotated as vesicle transport protein USE1-like. The coding region runs from base 40 to 744 and encodes 234 amino acids. NCBI's taxonomy places the organism in Eukaryota, Metazoa, Mollusca, Bivalvia, Ostreida, Ostreidae. Gene Ontology annotation, molecular function: SNAP receptor activity. Gene Ontology annotation, biological process: retrograde vesicle-mediated transport, Golgi to endoplasmic reticulum. The transcript is spliced from 6 exons. The record is from RefSeq and is a predicted model, not a curated record. Gene Ontology annotation, cellular component: SNARE complex; endoplasmic reticulum.